AUGACACAUCAAGAAUUAGUAAGCUGUGUGGGCUGGACUACUGCCGAAGAGCUGUAUUCAUGCAGUGAUGAUCACCAGAUAGUGAAGUGGAACUUGUUAACCAGUGAAACAAGUCAAAUAGUAAAGCUUCCUGAUGAUAUUUACCCUAUAGAUCUUCACUGGUUUCCAAAAAGCUUAGGCAUAAAGAAACAGACUCAAGCAGAAAGCUUUGUUCUCACAAGUUCUGAUGGUAAAUUUCAUCUGAUAUCCAAGUUAGGAAGAGUGGAAAAAAGUGUAGAAGCUCACUGUGGAGCUGUACUUGCAGGAAGAUGGAAUUAUGAAGGAACAGCAUUAGUUACAGUUGGAGAAGAUGGACAGAUAAAAAUUUGGUCCAAGACUGGGAUGCUUAGAUCAACUUUAGCUCAGCAAGGAACACCAGUGUAUUCAGUCGCUUGGGGUCCUGAUUCAGAAAAGGUUCUUUACACAGCAGGCAAGCAGCUGAUCAUUAAACCUCUUCAACCAAAUGCUAAAGUUUUACAGUGGAAAGCUCAUGAUGGCAUUAUUUUAAAAGUAGAUUGGAACUCAGUCAAUGAUCUUAUUUUAUCUGCUGGUGAAGACUGUAAAUAUAAGGUGUGGGAUAGUUAUGGCCGCCCGCUGUAUAAUUCACAACCUCAUGAGCAUCCUAUUACCUCUGUGGCCUGGGCUCCUGAUGGAGAAUUAUUUGCUGUUGGAUCGUUUCAUACUUUACGCUUGUGUGAUAAAACUGGGUGGUCAUAUACUUUAGAAAAACCCAACACUGGCAGCAUAUUUAAUAUUGCAUGGUCAGUUGAUGGCACUCAGAUCGCAGGAGCCUGUGGAAAUGGACAUGUUGUUUUUGCACACGUGGUGGAGCAACAUUGGGAAUGGAAAAAUUUUCAAGUUACACUAACGAAAAGAAGGACUAUGCAGGUUCGUAAUGUCCUUAAUGAUGCAGUGGAUUUGCUGGAAUUCCGGGAUAGAGUCAUCAAAGCAUCUUUGAACUACGCGCACUUGGUUGUUUCAACGUCUCUUCAGUGUUACGUGUUCUCUACAAAGAACUGGAAUACACCACUUAUAUUUGACCUCAAAGAAGGAACUGUUAGUUUAAUUCUGCAGGCAGAAAGACAUUUUCUUCUUGUAGAUGGUGGCGGUAUCUAUUUAUAUUCUUAUGAAGGGCGCUUUAUUUCUUCUCCAAAAUUUCCUGGAAUGAGAACAGAUAUUCUGAAUGCACAGACUGUAUCUCUGAGUAACGAUACCAUAGCAAUAAAAAACAAAGCUGAUGAAAAAACAAUCUUCCUCUUUGAGGCAUCAACUGGAAAACCAUUGGGUGAUGGAAAGCUUCUUUCUCAUAAGAAUGAAAUCUUGGAAAUUGCUCUGGAUCAAAAAGGACUUACCAAUGAUAGAAAAGUUGCCUUCAUUGAUAAAAAUAGAGAUCUCUAUAUCACCUCAGUGAAACGAUUUGGGAAGGAAGAACAAAUUAUCAAACUUGGAACAAUGGUGCAUACUUUGGCAUGGAGUGAUACAUGCAAUAUCCUUUGUGGACUUCAAGAUACUCGAUUUACAGUGUGGUAUUACCCCAAUACGGUCUAUGUAGACAGAGACAUUUUGCCUAAAACAUUAUAUGAAAGGGAUGCAAGUGAAUUUAGUAAAAAUCCACAUAUUGUGAGUUUUGUUGGAAAUCAGAUAACUAUAAGAAAAGCUGAUGGCUCCCUGGUUCACAUAAGCAUAUCACCAUAUCCUCCCAUUCUUCACGAGUAUGUCAGUAGUUCCAAGUGGGAGGACGCUGUAAGACUUUGUCGCUUUGUUAAGGAGCAAACCUUGUGGGCAUGCCUAGCUGCUAUGGCAGUUGCUAAUCGAGAUAUGACAACUGCAGAAAUUGCCUAUGCAGCCAUUGGUGAAAUUGAUAAGGUUCAAUACAUCAAUUCUAUAAAAAAUCUUCCAUCAAAAGAAUCAAAAAUGGCCCACAUACUAAUGUUUAGUGGGAACAUCCAGGAAGCUGAAGUAGUGCUUCUUCAGGCUGGCCUUGUGUACCAAGCAAUCCAGAUCAACAUCAGUCUCUACAACUGGGAAAGGGCACUGGAGUUGGCCGUAAAAUACAAAACACAUGUUGACACAGUUCUUGCUUACCGUCAGAAGUUUUUAGAGACAUUCGGUAAACAGGAAACUAAUAAACGAUAUUUGCAAUAUGCAGAAGGACUCCAAAUAGAUUGGGAGAAAAUAAAAGCCAAAAUUGAGAUGGAAAUCACUAAAGAACGAGAGAGAUCAUCAACCAGCCAGUCCAACCAGAGUGUGGGUCUAAAGCUCUGAUCUAAAGGUCUAAAGCUAGCCUUUAAGAAGUUUAUCUUUGAAAUGAAUUUUGAUUAACCAAGGACAACCACAUUUUGGUUGCCAAAGAAAAAGGCAUCGUCUUUACAGAUAAGCACUCGCUAUGUAUUUAAUACUAAAUACACAAUUGAAAAAAUGCAACACAAAAUAAUUGAUAUAACUCCAUCUUUUGUAUUUUUCUAGUCCCAUAAUUAGCAAAAUAUUACUAUAUACUCAUGCUUGUGUGGUAUUGAUCAUAUUCCAAUAUUUUGGAAAAUAAUUCCAGAUAACUCAGAUAAUCCAUUUUUUGUCUAUUACUUCAUCCUUGAAUCUUCAGCAUAAACAAAUAUUAAUACUAAUAAUAAAACAUUGGACUCUUUAAAGUAUAUAUGUUAUUAUUAAUUUCUAUUUGACUUGUAAACUGUAAAGUGCUUUCAAAAGUUAAAAUUUAUAUAACAAAAAUACAUGAGGAUAGAUCUGUGAAAAUGUAUAACGAUUCAGAUAACCACACACACCAAAAUUAUAUGAAUAGUAGAAGGUAGAAAAGUAAAUAGUGAAAGGUAGAAACAAAUAUCUAUUGACAGGUGAGUGCAUGUGUUGUAUACACACAAUGGAAUAUUAUUCAGCCUUAGAAGAAAUGAAAUUCUGAUAUAUGCCACGACAAAGAUAAGCCUCGAAAGCAUUGUGCUAAGUGAAGUAAACCAGAUGUAAAAGAUGAAACAUUGUAUGAUCCCACUUCAGUGAAGUACCUGGAAUAGGCAAGUUCAUAGAACAGAAAGGAAAACGGUGGUUACAGGACUAGGGGAGGAAGAAAUAGGGAGUUGUUUAAAGAGGAUAGUUUCUGUUUGGGAGGAACAAGUUCUGAAAAUGGACAGUGGUGAUGGUUGCUCAACAUUAUGAAUGUUAACACCACCAAAGUGUACCCUUAGAAACAAGGAAAAUGGUGACUUUGCUAUGUGUAUUUUAUCAUAAUUUUUAAAAUAUUUCUAUAAUGGAUAAGUAUUUUCUUCAUUCUCACUGAGAAUAUUCAGUCAAUAGGCUCUGGAGUCUGAAUUGUGAAAAUCUCCUUAGGUGAUAAACCUUUGACUAAGCUUAAUUUAUUAUGUCCCCAAAUUAAUUACUACUACCACAAAAGUUUUUAACAAUAACACAAAUGCCCCUAAGAAAGUCUUCCAUGAACCCAUUUUUGCAAAUUUAUGGGAAAGAGAUUACAUCUCUUACCCCCAUGUUAAUUACUAUGUCUAGCUUUCUUUUAUAGAAAUGUUUUCUUUUCAACUUGAUUCUUAUCUUUUCUGGAACAUUGGAAUAGUCUGUCUUGAUCCAGAUGUUGGGUACGAGUGUGCAUUCAGUUUGUGAAAUCUGCUACAGCAGUUUACUUGUAAGUUGGACUGUUUAUAUGUGUUCUAUAUGGUUCUCGUUCAAUGAGAAAUUUAAAAAGAAAAACUUGUUUUAAAGGGGUAUGUUUUAUGUUAUGUA
Messenger RNA from Nycticebus coucang (slow loris), 3777 nucleotides. RefSeq names its product intraflagellar transport 80 (gene IFT80). Gene Ontology annotation, cellular component: intraciliary transport particle B; centrosome; cilium. NCBI's taxonomy places the organism in Eukaryota, Metazoa, Chordata, Mammalia, Primates, Lorisidae. Gene Ontology annotation, molecular function: protein binding. The coding region runs from base 1 to 2304 and encodes 767 amino acids. The record is from RefSeq and is a predicted model, not a curated record. Gene Ontology annotation, biological process: cilium assembly. The transcript has 18 exons.